Messenger RNA from Babesia microti strain RI, 270 nucleotides. RefSeq lists its product as hypothetical. NCBI's taxonomy places the organism in Eukaryota, Apicomplexa, Aconoidasida, Piroplasmida, Babesiidae. The coding region runs from base 1 to 270 and encodes 89 amino acids. The record is from RefSeq and is a predicted model, not a curated record. The transcript is spliced from 2 exons.
AUGUCCUCAAAGAUCAAGACUCCAUUUGGACACCUUACGAGAAGCUUCUCUAAAAUGUUAUCGUCAUUAUACUCGCCUAUUGUACCAAUUUCAUUAGUGGUUGUUCCUUUUUCCGUUAAUUAUAUGGGUGUAUUUUUAUUCAACUGGCCUUUCCACAAUUCAAUUGAAAAGUACAAGUUCGAGUGUCUAACACGAAGAGUUAAUGCGCCAGCACCUGAACCUACACCAAUAGAGGAACAGUUUUCACCUCCAACUAGAUAUGUGAACUGA